ACAUGCAGCCUAUCCCGCAUCGUCUGCCCGCACCGAAAUUCCAUGUGUGACUUCACUGAACGCCACCAUGGGCAAAAGGGGCCCCGGGACCACUUCGGUGUCAGCGCGCUCACGCAGCCGAGGACGCAGCCUCUGGUGUCCAGAUGAGAAGGCGCGGCGGCGGUGGAUUCCCCAAGGACGCAUCACAGUUGUGAAACACUAUGAAGGCAGAAGGUGCAGCAUCUGAAGCUCUCCGGGCGCCGCACUGAGAGCCAUGGAUCACUUUUUCCGGAGGAAGCGGGUCGGUCUGCUGAAGCCGCUGCUGAGUCUGUCUCUGGUCUUUGCGUCUUUUCUGAUGAUCCACAAGCUGAAGCUGGCGGAGAAGGACGGGGUGGGGGGUAAACACACGAGGGAGCCCGGCUGGUGCGGCUCCGAGUGCUUUUCAUUUAAGAAGGGGGUCGUGAAAACCAGUUUAGGGAGCUCGGACUCUUCGGUGCUCAACAACGAUUUGGAUGCGCAACGGGUUUCCAACGGGACUCCGGCUUCCUGGGAUGCGCAGGUUCUGAACUGCAGCGAGGACGCGUCGGUGAGGAGCCAGGACUGGUUCCGGCGCCUGGACCCGAGAUUUCACCAGUUCGUGCUGCACAGACACUGCAGGUACUUCCCCAUGCUCAUCAACCACCCGGAGAAAUGCACGGACGGAGAGGUGCACCUCCUCAUGGUGGUCAAGUCCGUCAUUGAGCAGCAUGACCGGCGCGAGGCCGUGCGUAAAACCUGGGGGAAGGAGCACACAGUGGAUGGGAAGAGAAUCAAAACGCUGUUUCUUCUGGGAAGCCCGACGACCGGGAAAGACACUAAGAACCUCCAGAAACUGAUCGAGUACGAGGACCGGAUCUACGGGGACAUCCUGCAGUGGGACUUCAUGGACACCUUCUUCAACCUGACCCUGAAGGAGGUCAACUUCCUCAAGUGGUUCGACAUCUACUGCUCCGGGGUCCGCUUCAUCUUCAAGGGAGACGAUGAUGUUUUCGUGAACACGCACAACCUGCUGGAGCUGAUCGGCUUCAAAGUGGAGGAGCGCAAGUACGCCGAGUUGUUUGUGGGGGACACCAUCUCCAAGGCGAUCCCGAUCCGAAACCGCCAGAGCAAAUACUACAUCCCCAAAGAGCUGUACGAUAAACCUUACCCCCCCUACGUGGGCGGCGGGGGGUUUCUGAUGUCCUCCCCGCUGGCCAGGAGGCUCUUCGUGGUCUCGGAGGACCUGGAGUUGUACCCCAUCGACGACGUGUUUCUGGGGAUGUGCCUACAGAAGCUCCACCUGGCCCCAGAGCUUCACCCGGGCUUCAGGACCUUCGGCAUCACCCGGCGCAGGGUGAGCCCCAUGAACAGCGAGCCCUGCUUUUACAAAAACCUCAUAGUGGUGCACAAGCUCAGCGCGCACGAGCUGCUCCGGAUGUGGAGCGUGGUGCACAACGAGGAGCUGGUGUGCGCGCAAAGGACCUCCAUAUGAUAUUAGUAGUCUUUAUGAAAUGACCAAAGCUGAACUGAUACGGUCUGUGUUGAUCAUGUAUUGAUCACGUAUUGAUCAUGAUGAUAGU
Messenger RNA from Seriola dumerili (greater amberjack), 1577 nucleotides. RefSeq names its product UDP-GlcNAc:betaGal beta-1,3-N-acetylglucosaminyltransferase 7-like (gene b3gnt7l). The coding region runs from base 254 to 1489 and encodes 411 amino acids. The transcript has a single exon. Gene Ontology annotation, molecular function: hexosyltransferase activity. The record is from RefSeq and is a predicted model, not a curated record. Gene Ontology annotation, cellular component: membrane. Lineage: Eukaryota; Metazoa; Chordata; Actinopteri; Carangiformes; Carangidae.